Meyerozyma guilliermondii ATCC 6260 is the source of this 912-nucleotide messenger RNA. RefSeq names its product alpha/beta hydrolase. The transcript has a single exon. The record is from RefSeq and is a predicted model, not a curated record. NCBI's taxonomy places the organism in Eukaryota, Fungi, Ascomycota, Pichiomycetes, Serinales, Debaryomycetaceae. Bases 1 to 912 code for a protein of 303 amino acids.
AUGACAAAAAGAGAUAUUCAUUUUGAAUCACAGGGCUUAAAGUGCGCUGGAACCCUAUAUCUUCCUCGGGCAGAUGACAAGAGGCCAGUCAUAGUAAUGGCUCAUGGACUCGGAUGUAUCAAGGAGAUGCGGCUAGAUGCUUUCGCAGAGGCAUUUAGUAUUGCCGGUUACGCAUGCCUACUUUUUGACUACAGAUAUUUUGGAGCUUCUGAGGGAGAGCCCAGACAACUCUUGGAUAUUGAGUCUGAGAUUAAUGACUGGAAAGCUGCAAUUGCUUACGCUAGAAGCAUUGAGGAAGUCGAUAACGAGAAGAUCAUAAUAUGGGGCUCAUCAUUUUCUGGUGGCCAUGUAUUACGAUUGGCCGCAAUGGAUGAAAAGAUUCUGGCUGUCGUUGCUCAAUGUCCAUUCACUGACGGUAUAUCAUCCAGCAUGAAAUUGAAUUUGAUGUCAUCGAUGAAGUUGGGAACGCUAGCUGCCUGGGACUUGGUAGGAUCCAAGAUAGGUAGAAAUCCAGUCUAUGUUAAGUCUGCAGGAAAACCAUCUGAAGCUGCCUUAAUGACUGGCCCAGACUGCGAAGAUGGGUACUUCAAAUUAAUUCCAGACGGGGACGCAAAGGAUAGGUUCCAAAACAAAGUUGCCGCAAGGUUCGUAUUCCAGAUUAUGCGUAGCGCACCUGGGAAGAGCGUACCGAAAAUUAAGUGCCCUGUGCUCUUCUGUAUCUGCGACAAUGAUACCGUAGCGCCAGCAAACAAAACGUAUGAAUAUGCCUCAAAGGCGCAGAAGGGUGUGAUAAAACGGUACCCAUUGGGUCAUUUUGAUAUAUACGUUGGCGAAGGCUUUACAACUGCGGUUCAUGAUCAGCUCCAGUUUUUGUACGAAAAAGUGCCAGUGAGUUCAUCGACACCUCGCUGA